Zingiber officinale is the source of this 513-nucleotide messenger RNA. RefSeq names its product octapeptide-repeat protein T2-like. Lineage: Eukaryota; Viridiplantae; Streptophyta; Magnoliopsida; Zingiberales; Zingiberaceae. The transcript has a single exon. The coding region runs from base 1 to 513 and encodes 170 amino acids. The record is from RefSeq and is a predicted model, not a curated record.
AUGGUGCGAAGGACGAAGGAAGCAGCACUGUCGUCGCCGGCGUCGAGAGGAGAAGGAAAAAAGGUUGAAGAUGGGCGGUCGUCGGGUCGGCGGCAGCGCAGCGAGGAGAAGGAAGAUGGUGUUGUCGCCGUCACUGUGGGGAAGAAGAGGAGAGGGCUGUCGUCGCUAUGGUCGGCACUGCGAGGAGGAAGAAGAGGAGAGGCUAUCGCCGGCGUUGCGAGGGUGGCGGCGAGAGAGAGGGAGCGGCACAGUGAGGAGAGGGAGAGGAGGAGAAGUGGGGGCCGGCGUCGGCGAGGAGCCUCGCGUGAAGGGGCUAGCGGCGAGAGAGAAAGAGAGGGAAAGGGAGGAGAGGUAGCGGCCAGUGGUGAAGAGAAGGAGAGGAGUGGAGAAGAGGCGGCCGGCGACCUCGGCUCCGGCGACGUCGACGCGAGGAGAAGGAAGAAAACCCGCUGGCGGCGGAAAACCAACCACGAAACCCCCCCCCCUGCAUGCUACAGUGCAUACCUCACUUAA